AUGGCUGACUUAGGGGGCCAGCAAGGCCGGAAUUACCGGCCUUACGGACACCCUUCUGCCUUUCAACGUGAUGCUGCAUACUCCGAGAUCUUUGGCGGUGCUCCGCCACCGGGACGCUCGCAGACGAUGACAUCCCAGACUCCCCAGUUCUCUCAGGAUCGAGCUCACACGAUGUCAUCACACGUCCCACAUCCACAGAUGCAUCGAGGUCCGCCACCGCCCGCACGCCAGAUGCAGAAUGGAUAUUCAUCAGGGGCUCCCAACGGAUACUACCAAGCCUACUCCGGCAGCGUAGCACCUCCAGCUUUCCAGCAGUCUUCACAGCACCCCGCACGGCCCUACCCCGGACGCUCCGCUUAUCCGCAGCCCCAACGGUUGGAUUCUCGACCGAACACGGGACCACAAUACCCAGACCCAAAGGGCUACACUAGGACAAUGCCGGCCCAUCCCGCCCUGAACUCGGACUCGAACCGGUCACGGUCAAUGGCGAAGAUGGGUGGUCCCCCAAUGUAUCAACCCUCUUUGAGCAGCUUCAAUCACACUUCUGCCAAUGCAAUUCGUCAGCAGCAGUAUACCGCGGCGGCUCCGAUGACAGCUCAAGGGCGACCCGUCCCUGAAAGGAAUCCGAACGAGCGCGCCAUGUCGUUGACCACGUACCCGACGGAUCGAGAUCACGCCUACACGACAAGCACAGGGCGAGUAAUUCCACCCAGGAGGCAACCAUCCGGACCCCCUAGCCAGGCCCCAGUCAAUGGCUACCCACCUGAGCCACCCAGCGCCCAGAAUGUUAACGGUAGGCCUCGCCCACCCAGCGAUGAGUCCACAAACUCGCGCUCCAUGUCGAUGGCAUCAACCGUCGUGCCGGAUCGAACGAUGAGCAUGCAGAGUACUGUGGCUGGGAAGCCAAGCAAUCAGCCCGGUCUUGCGCAAAGCAACUCGCGUCGCAGUAAGGUUCCGUUGGUGUAUCCAGCUCUGCUCUCGCGUGUUGCCGAUGUUUUCCGUGAGCGAAUUACACUCUCAGAACUACAAAAGAAUGGACUGUCAUAUCAAAACGCAUUUACCGGUGCCCACGCAGUGGAUCUAAUUGCACACAUCAUUAAGACCAAUGAUCGGAAUCUGGCUCUGCUGUUGGGCCGCGCGCUGGAUGCGCAGAAGUUUUUCCACGAUGUGACGUACGACCAUCGCCUCCGAGAUGCGCAGGGCGAAAUUUACCAAUUCAAAGAGACAAUGGGAGAAGAGGCGCCAAGCUCGGAGGUCAAUGGUGUAUUCACACUGCUCAGUGAGUGCUAUUCGCCGACGUGUACGCGGGAUAGCCUGUGCUAUUCCAUCGCCUGCCCCAGAAGGCUCGAACAGCAGGCUAGGCUGAAUCUGAAGCCGCAGCCUGGGCUACGAUCGUCUGCUUCGAAGGGCAGUCUGCACGGCGAUGACGAUGACAACGACAAUCAGAAACUCUGGAUCAAUAUGGUUCCUAAGGAGGUAUCAGACAGUAUUGACGAUCGCGAAAAGAAACGUCAGGAGAUCAUCUUUGAGAUCAUGUACACAGAGCGUGACUUUGUCAAGGAUUUGGAGUAUCUGCGAGACUUCUGGAUGAGGCCCUUGCGGGCCGCGGGCAAUGCCACUACCUCGCCUAUUCCCGAGCAUCGGCGUGAGAAAUUCAUCCGGACGGUCUUUGGCAAUUGCUUGGAGGUCCUGAAGGUCAACGGUGGAUUGUGCGAGGCCUUAAAUGCUCGACAGAAGGAAAGCCAUGUUGUCAAGACGGUCGGUGAUAUUUUCCUUCAGCACGUGCCACGAUUCGAUCCGUUCAUCAAAUAUGGUGCCAAUCAGCUGUACGGCAAAUAUGAAUUCGAAAAGGAGAAAGCGUCGAACCCGGCAUUUGCGAGAUUCGUAGAGGAAACGGAACGUCUUAAGGAGUCGCGCAAGCUCGAAUUGAAUGGUUAUCUGACCAAGCCGACCACGCGUCUCGCCAGGUAUCCACUCCUACUGGAGCAGGUCUUCAAAAACACAGCCGAGGAUAGCCCAGACCGCCAAGAUAUUCCCAAAGCCAUUGCUCUGAUCAAGGAUUUCCUGUCUCGUGUCAACGCAGAGAGUGGUAGGGCUGAGAACCACUUCAACUUGGUGCAGCUCAAUGCUGCGCUGAAGUUUGGUCCUGGCGAUUACGUGGAUUUGAAGUUGACGGAAGAGAACCGGCAGAUGUUGUCGAAGAUGGCGUUCAAGAAAACUCCAACAGACAGCUCCGAGGUUACCGCAUAUCUCUUCGAUCACGCAGUUCUCUUGGUCAGAAUCAAGGUUGUCAACAAGCGUGAGGAGUACCGCGUAUAUCGGAAACCUAUUCCGCUAGAGCUGUUGGUCAUUGCCCAGAUGGAUGAGGUAAUACCCAAGGUGGGAAUUCCCAAACGGCCGUCGUCCAGUCUUCUCUCCAACAAGGCUGCAGCAAAUCCUCCCACUACUAAGGAUGGUCUUCCUAUCACUUUCAGGCAUCUUGGCAAGGGCGGUUAUGAGCAGACGUUGUACGCUACAUCAACCACUCAGCGCCGGAAAUUCAUCGAAUUGGUAGAAGAGCAGCAGCGGAAGCUCAGGGAGCGCAACAGCAACUUCUACAAUAAGACAGUUCUCUGUGAGAACUUCUUCACAUCUGUCAACCGUGUUAACUGCCUUGUUCCAAUUGCCAAAAAUCCCAUUCUCUAUAUGCUAACCGCGCUUCGCUUUGAUGCAGACGGAGGUCGAAAAUUGGUCUACGGUACGGACAGCGGUAUCUAUCUCUCCGAACGUUGGCCGAAGGACAAGUCAGCAAAACCUCGGCGGGUUCUUGAUGUCAGUCAGGUCACUCAGAUAGAUACAUUGGAGGAGUAUCAACUGCUUUUGGUUCUGUCGAACAAGACACUAUCCUCUUACCCCAUGGAUGCGCUCGAGAUUCAUGAAGGCCAGAACACUAUUGCGAAGCGACCUAAGAAGAUUCAAGGUCACGCGAACUUCUUCAAGGCCGGUAUUGGACUCGGACGUCAUCUGGUGUGCUCCGUCAAAACCUCCGCUUUGUCGACCACCAUCAAGGUUUAUGAGCCUAUGGAUAAUCUGGCGAAGGGUAAGAAGAAGUCGGCUGUCAGCAAGAUGUUCCAGAGUGGACAGGACACACUGAAGCUCUUCAAGGAAUUCUACAUCCCUGCGGAGUCUUCCUCGAUCCAUUUCCUUCGCUCAACACUCUGUGUGGGCUGUGCCCGAGGCUUUGAGGUUGUCAGUCUCGAAACCACCGAAACACAGUCUCUGCUCGAUCAGGCGGAUACAUCUCUUGACUUCGUUGCACGCAAGGAGAAUGUGAAGCCGAUCCACAUUGAACGCUUGAACGGCGAAUUCCUCUUGAACUACAGCGACUUCUCAUUCUUCGUCAACCGCAACGGAUGGCGUGCCCGUUCCGACUGGAGAAUCUCCUGGGAGGGUAAUCCGAACGCAUUUGCACUUUCUUUGCCUUAUAUUCUCGCUUUCGAGCCCAAUUUCAUCGAAAUCCGUCACAUUGAAACGAGCGAGCUGGUGCAUAUCAUGACUGGAAAGAACAUUCGCAUGUUGCAUUCGUCGACCCGAGAAAUUCUUUAUGCCUAUGAAGAUGAAUCAGGAGAGGAUGUGGUCGCCAGCUUGGAUUUCUGGAACAAGCCACAACACUGA
This is a messenger RNA of Aspergillus brunneoviolaceus CBS 621.78, 3654 nucleotides long. It is a transcript of the gene rom2, whose product is annotated as putative Rho guanyl nucleotide exchange factor (Rom2). Gene Ontology annotation, biological process: intracellular signal transduction. The coding region runs from base 1 to 3654 and encodes 1217 amino acids. The record is from RefSeq and is a predicted model, not a curated record. The transcript has 4 exons. Gene Ontology annotation, molecular function: guanyl-nucleotide exchange factor activity. Lineage: Eukaryota; Fungi; Ascomycota; Eurotiomycetes; Eurotiales; Aspergillaceae.